AUGUCACUGAAGCCAGCUGCAUCAGAUCCUUCAGCAAAAGCGUCAGCCGUCAGCGCUCAACCGCCGAAGAAAGUACAGCAGUCUACGGAGUCUACGACUGAAAGCCUGCCGGAACUUUACAUCGACCGGCUACUUUCUGAUAGACCCUCUCUACAGAGACUUAAAUCUGAAACAUUUCCGUUCAAGGGAAACGGGAUCUUUGGGGGAGACUACAGCGGGUAUAGUCUGACUUUCUUCUCCGAAGGCCGACGACAAUCUCUCUCGACUCGCCUCGGGCAUAACCGACUCGACGCGGUCCUGAACAAGGCAGAUAUUGUCAUAAACGCCCGUCUUAAAGCAAAAGAAAACAUCAUCAGUGAACACGUUCUCUCGAAGCCUUGGACUUCGGACAUUAGUUCGGACAAGAAUCUAACCUCGAUCUACAUACGAUCCUUCUUUGAGCAAGUGCAUCCUCUCUACCCUUUCCUAGACCCACAUGCCUUCCAGGAAACCAUUCGAAAUCCACAAUUCUCUCAGAUACUACAUACGAACAAAGCCUGGUCGGCACUGUAUCAUGCAGUCCUUGCUCUGGGAUCGCAAUACAACAACGGCGGAACAUUUGAGCCUGGGCAAAACCGAGCAUGGCAGCUUUUCUCAGUGUCACUAGCUUUGUUCCCAGAGCUUGUCAUCCUUCCCGACUCUCUCAUAGCUUUGCAAGCUGUCACUGCAAUGUCCAUAUUCGCAUUGAGCGUAUCAUGCGUUCAAAUUGAACACACCAUGAUAUCAGAGGGCGCUCGAAGAGCCCAGAACCUAAGUCUUAUCAAGUCGAGGGCGUCCCCAGACAGCGUCUACAACCGGGUGUUCUGGGUCGUCUAUUCGUUGGAAAAGAUGGCCACUUUCUACGCUGGUCGGGGGUCGGUGUUUGUCGACGCGGACAUUAGCUGCCCAAUACCUUACACCCCUACCGCGGUCUUCGGAGACUUCGACUGGUUCUUAGCAUUCGCAAGAUACGGCCGAUUGCUCGCCCGAAGUUACAACUCUCUAUUCUCAAUCAGCGUAGCAUCGAACCCUAUCAGCUACUUCACCACCACUAUCGGACAGCUGAUGGAAGAGUUAGAGCAUUGGCGGAUGUCCAUUCCCAUCAAUGUUCGCCCCGGCGAGCAAUUCCGAGCUCACGCACUCCCCGGGCCGCUCAGCACUACUAUAGCUCUAAGAGUACAUCUCCUCUACUACAACCUCGUCUUCGCCCUAUGCCGAGCUUCCUUGCACAUCAACGCCGAGGCCUCCAGAGAAGACCCCGCCAAAUCAACCCGCCACUCGGAGAGCAAAACGCUCCUCGUCAAAGCCUCCUGCGCCAUCCUAGAACUAACCCCCUACAUCGACGUAGCUCCCUACACACCCGUCUGGGUCCUCGCCGGCGUGCCCCUCUCCGGCCUCUUCGUCCUCUUCGACCUCGUCAUCCACAACCCCACCCACCCAGAAACCAGCACUAACCUCGCCCUCCUCGACGUCGCCAGCGGCCACUUCAGUCGCGUCGAGUACGCCUCCGGCGGCACGCUCCCGGGCUCCCUCGUCUCCGAGUUUGCGCACAUCGCGCGCGAGUACGUCCGCGACGUGCAGCUGCGCGAGGCCGGGCAGGGGAACCGCAUCCAGUGGUCGAAUACGCUGCUGAAUCAGCCGAGCAGCGGGAUCCAGAGCCAGAGCCAGAGCCAGAGCCAGAGCCAGAGCCAGAGCCAGAGCCAGAGCCAGAGCCAGAGCCAGAGCCAGAGCCAGAAUCAGAGCCAGAUAGUGAUGCCGCCGGCGGAGGUGUCGGGGGCGAGUGCGGCGGGCGUGACGGAUGCACUGUUUUUUCCAAUUAGCGACGAUCCGUAUUAUAUGCCUGAGGGGCUGUUGAUGGGGACGGAUGUGAUGGAUUUGUUUGGGUCGGUUAUGCCGCCCACGGAGUCGGGGAAUGAGAUGCCCGAGGCGUGGAUGCUCUCGGGUAAUCAGACACAGAUGGGGUAG
This is a messenger RNA of Mytilinidion resinicola, 1983 nucleotides long. RefSeq lists its product as uncharacterized. Gene Ontology annotation, biological process: DNA-templated transcription. The coding region runs from base 1 to 1983 and encodes 660 amino acids. The record is from RefSeq and is a predicted model, not a curated record. Gene Ontology annotation, molecular function: DNA binding; zinc ion binding. Lineage: Eukaryota; Fungi; Ascomycota; Dothideomycetes; Mytilinidiales; Mytilinidiaceae. The transcript has 6 exons.